This is a messenger RNA of Drosophila bipectinata, 1478 nucleotides long. RefSeq names its product mitochondrial translation initiation factor 3 (gene mIF3). Lineage: Eukaryota; Metazoa; Arthropoda; Insecta; Diptera; Drosophilidae. Gene Ontology annotation, molecular function: ribosome binding; translation initiation factor activity. Gene Ontology annotation, cellular component: mitochondrion. Gene Ontology annotation, biological process: mitochondrial translational initiation; ribosome disassembly. The record is from RefSeq and is a predicted model, not a curated record.
GUUAUCGAAGUCAAGAACAGUGUGCCCAGUUUAUUUAUUUUAAGUUAGAUGUAUUUCAAAAGUAAAAUAAAAUAUUUCUGUGCUUUGUGUAUGUUAGCUAAGCUUAUUUUAAUCACAUUGCAUUUGAUACCAGCUUAUUUGUAUUUAAUGUGUAGCUUCCUCCACGUACAUAACCUUGAAAUAUUAAAGAAAUUUGCGCCACCUCAAGAUGUGCACGGUAGCCUUAACAGCUGGUAUAAGCCAACUUUGUACCAAAAAAAAUAAAAUAAUUGUUUUAAUUUUCAUAUUUUUUUUAUAAGUUUCAAACUAAGCAAUAAAUACAACUUUACUUAAUAGUUCCAUAAAUCCCAUAAAAUGUAUAAGUUUUUAAAGCUAAAUAAAACCUGACAACUCUGCGUCAAGAAAUAUAAAACAUUGCACAAGCACAACGUUGAAGAUUAUUGUUACAAUUAUUUAAACAAAAUUAAAAAACAAAAAAAAUGCAGCUGCAUCGUUUUUCAUUUGUUAUAAGCACCAUGUUGCGAGUGCAACACUCGUCUGUUGCCUUCCAACAGCAACAACUACGGAACUUAUCUCUUCAGUGGUAUUUAGCCCAAAACCACCGACCGGCAAGCGGUAUAAACAAACCGGGUGACCACAAACCCAAGACACCGGCACAGAAGAUCACCCUCAUCCAGAAUCAAGCGAUUAGCAUAACCACAUUGGAGGAGGCACAAAAGCUGGCCAAGCGGAGAGAACUGCACCUGUUACGUUUGGAGCAGACAGAUGCGAAGACUGGACGCCCUAUGUUUAAAUUGGUGACGUCAGCCGAAAUGUUGGCCGAUGACACUCCCACACCCAAGUCUUCCAACGAAAAAAGUCACAAAAAAUCGGAGAAAUCUUUGACUAUUGGGGCACGCAUUACCGAGCAUGACCUUUCCUCUAGACUCAAAAACAUAACCAAAUGGCUGGGAAAGCGCCACGAAGUACGCAUCCUGAUUCAAGGCAGUUCGAGUGGAUCAGAUGAAGGCAGCGCCGAACGCAUCGUGAAGGCCAUCGAACAAGCCAUUAAGGAGCCCGAGAUUAUCGGAAAAAUAGUACAGAAACGCAGCAAAGCAUCCCUAAUUAAGUUUAACAUUGUUCCAGUGACUUCGCAGGUUUCAGCCAUCCCAAAUAUAGUUCAACCAUGACAACUAGUGCCUUUGUCUCGGAUUAACCCGGAUCAUUGCACAUUUCAUCAUAAUUUUGCCAUAAAUCUGGGCUCUGCUCUGCGAUACUCUACCAUGUCAAACGAAGAAAAGGACCCCCAUCGAGAAGCUGCUGUAGUAGCAGGUGCAUCAUUGCUCUUUAUAUUGUUUGCAAAAUAUUUUUACUGGCACAGAACUUUUAUCCAAUAUGUUGAAAAAGAAGAUCUUGACAUCAAAAUUAAAAAUGAACUAGAAAUUAAACCUUAAGUAUAUUUAUUGUUGAAAUACUAAAUAAAAAACACCGAAAUACCU